Parnassius apollo (apollo) is the source of this 96-nucleotide messenger RNA. The record is from the annotation of a GenBank genome assembly. Lineage: Eukaryota; Metazoa; Arthropoda; Insecta; Lepidoptera; Papilionidae.
AUGGAAAAUGAUGCAGGAACAUCUCAUGAUGAAGCACUUCAGGCCCUGGAAACGGCUCUCAAGUGGGAAGAGUACAAAUGUAUUGAUUUUAGCUAA